AUGCCAAUUGACAAAAAGCAUCCUGAGACGACUGUCAUGGCAGCAGUCGAUUACCGCAUCUUGCCCGGGACCAAGUCAGAAGUUAUCUCGUUGCCUGAACCAGUAAUCCCGACGACAACGGAUCAUCUCGAGUUGCAGCAAUACAUCGACUCCUUAUGCGUCCACACGGAUACCCAUAGCUUGACAAGAGAGAAAGCAAUGGAACUCAUUGAAGUACCAGAAGGCCUCGAUGUCCAUGAGGGCGUGUGGUGCUACGAAUGGAUGCGGAGGCUGUGUAUGGACCUGAAUGAAUUGGUGAUCGCAUUGCUUGAAGAUGGAUGCGAGCCAACUAAAUGCCACUUAAUGAAUGCCGGCGAAUACCAAUUCCUCUGCGCCUCCCACCCCCGACCCCGCGAAUGCUCCGCAAUCGACUACAUCCACCACACCCUAACCCAGUCCAUCCUCCUCCUCCUCUCCCCCUGUUUCUUCGACCCCUCUAACCCACCCUCAACACAUGCUUUCUCCUCAAUCGCGCGGAGACUCUAUAGGAUCUUCGCGCAUGCGUGGUUUGAGCAUCAUCAUGUGUUUUGGACGGUGGAGAGUGAGACGGGAGUUUAUAAGCUGUUUAUGGCGGUUAGUGAGAAGUGGAGGUUGGUGCCGGUUGAUUUGGUGAUUUUGCCGAAGGAGGCGGGGGAGUGGACGGUUGAGGGGGAUGGGGAGGAGGUUGAUGAAUUCGAUCGGGGCGAGACGGUGAGUGGGAGAUAA
Messenger RNA from Saitoella complicata NRRL Y-17804, 744 nucleotides. Its product is annotated as Mob1/phocein. The transcript is spliced from 2 exons. The record is from RefSeq and is a predicted model, not a curated record. Gene Ontology annotation, cellular component: cytoplasm. Bases 1 to 744 code for a protein of 247 amino acids. Lineage: Eukaryota; Fungi; Ascomycota; Saitoellomycetes; Saitoellales; Saitoellaceae.